CGGAGCUCGGAUGCGUCGGGCAAAGAGAUGGCCUCGUCGGCUUCCCUGGAGACGGUCAUGCCAUCCGCCUGCAUCCGGACCGGAGCCGCCAACCCCGCCAAGAGUUUGGCCUUCUCCAUCGAGCGGAUCAUGGCCAAGGGCUCGGAGCCUCACCACAAACCCGCCGCCGCUGCCGCCGCCGCCGCCUUCGAGGUCAGGCCGAGCGAAUCUCCCGCCAAGAAGCUGCUAAGCCUCUGCUCGCCUCUGCCCGGCGUGAUCCCGGUCCAGCCCCUGCCGGCCUACGAGAUGCCCUCCAAGGCGCUGCUCAACUGCUCGGAGCUCUGGAAAGGUAGCUUGCGGCACUGUGGGGCGGCGGCGGCGGCGUUGGGCGGCUCGACCGGCGCCUUUUGCAAGAGCAACUGCGGCGCUUGCUACAAAGGGGAGCUGCCGCCUCCGCCUCUCCUGGGCCAAGCCGCCUUGCCGGGGGCCGGCCGGGUGAUCAAACCCCAGGUCAUCCACCAGACUGUGGCCCUGCCGGCCAACGGAUCUAGCCUCUACUACUUCAACUGCCUGGACUCUUCCGCCUACCACCCGUCGGAGAUCCUCCAGGGCCAACUCUUCGCCUCCGGCCUUCUGCAUUCUCCCAGCCCGGCCGCCGCGGCGGCGGCUGCUGCAGCCGCCCUAUCCGCGCAUCAGAAACUCUUUCUGCUGGAAAACGCCAAGUUGGCCGCUUUGGCCCCGCCGGAGAAGUUCUCCAACCCCCAGUACCCCCACAAAGAGCGCCUCCCUGGCCAGCUAGACCAGGUGGUGAAGGAGAACUCCAGCCUGGCCGUCGAGAGGCCCGGCGGGAAAGCCCACCACCACCACGCCAAGCUGGGCGCGGGGUCAGGCGGCGGAGGCGGCACCUCGGCCGACGGGAAGCCCAAAAACUUCACCUGCGAAGUGUGCGGCAAGGUGUUCAACGCCCAUUAUAACCUAACCCGGCACAUGCCUGUUCACACCGGAGCCAGGCCCUUCGUGUGCAAAGUUUGUGGGAAAGGUUUCCGUCAGGCCAGCACGCUCUGUAGGCAUAAAAUCAUCCACACGCAGGAAAAGCCCCACAAGUGUAACCAAUGUGGGAAAGCCUUCAAUAGGAGUUCCACGCUAAACACUCACAUUAGGAUCCACGCCGGCUACAAACCGUUCGUCUGUGAAUUUUGUGGCAAAGGAUUUCAUCAAAAAGGGAACUACAAAAACCACAAGCUGACCCACAGCGGCGAGAAGCAGUACAAGUGCAGCGUCUGCAGCAAAGCCUUCCACCAGAUCUACAACCUGACUUUCCACAUGCACACGCACAACGACAAGAAGCCAUUCACGUGCCUCACCUGCGGCAAAGGCUUCUGCCGGAACUUUGAUUUAAAGAAACACGUGCGGAAGCUGCACGACCCGGCCGCCGCCGCCGCUGCAGCCGCCGUGCCUUCCUCCAAAGAGCUCUCCAGGACCGGACCAAGCUAA
Molecule: messenger RNA, 1473 nt
Organism: Notechis scutatus (mainland tiger snake)
Lineage: Eukaryota; Metazoa; Chordata; Lepidosauria; Squamata; Elapidae
Gene: FEZF2
Product: FEZ family zinc finger 2
Biological process (GO): regulation of transcription by RNA polymerase II
Cellular component (GO): nucleus
Molecular function (GO): DNA-binding transcription factor activity, RNA polymerase II-specific
Source: RefSeq, a predicted model, not a curated record